AUGCAGCUCGUGCUUCAGACGAUCCAUUCCGUCCACACGCGCGCGCACACACACACACACACAGACACACACACACGCGCGCACAGUGUCACUCUGCAGCUCCACACACACUGCGCGCACCCUCCGCUUUUACGCGUCCGACAUCUGCAGACAUCCCGACUCACCAUAUCAAGCCAUCGAUGGAGGCAGCGCUCUUAGCGAGACGAGGGGAGCUCUUUUAGUCACAGAGAUUUCCCGGUGUUCUGUGAGAUCUCCUCAUCCUUUUCAUGUUGAACAAAAUGUGGAACACAUGUCCGGUCAUAACUGAAGCCUCCGUUGAGAGCUAGGAAUCUUAAAGGAAACCCGCAGGCGUCUUUUCUCCCGUUUGCGCACACAGCGGUUUGUAUAUGCAAACGGUGGUUUACUUCAGGAAGCCAUGGAGGGACUCGUCUAAGGAGGACCCAACAUAGUCGUCUUUGUCCAGUUAUCUUCUGGUUGAUUUGUAUCUUUACACCUCUUCCUGGCAAGAGAACACACAACCACACAAUGGCAGAGAAGACCGAACUUGGGGUUCCAAAACCUGGAGGAAGAUCUGCGGCUUCGCUUCCACCUGAGCCUAUCGAGAUCAUCCGGACCAAGGCCCGCUCCAGAAGGGUCCGUCUCAACGUUGGGGGCCUCAACCAUGAGGUCUUAUGGCAGACCUUGGACCGGCUUCCCAGAACCAGAUUAGGCAAGCUCAGAGACUGUAACACCCACGAGUCUCUAAUCGAGGUCUGUGAUGACUACUGCCUGAACGAGAACGAAUACUUCUUUGACAGACACCCUGGUGCGUUCACUUCCAUCUUGAAUUUUUACAGAACUGGAAAGCUGCACAUGAUGGAGGAAAUGUGCGCUCUGUCUUUUGGGCAAGAGCUUGAUUACUGGGGCAUUGAUGAAAUCUACCUGGAGUCGUGCUGCCAGGCUCGUUACCAUCAGAAGAAAGAGCAGAUGAACGAGGAGCUGAGGAGAGAGGCAGAGACUCUGAGAGAGAGGGAAGGAGAGGGGGAAUUUGAUAACACCUGCUGCUCAGACAAGAGGAAGAAACUUUGGGAUCUUUUGGAGAAGCCAAGUUCCUCAGUUGCUGCUAAG
Messenger RNA from Sinocyclocheilus anshuiensis, 1107 nucleotides. RefSeq names its product potassium voltage-gated channel subfamily B member 2-like. Gene Ontology annotation, cellular component: membrane; dendrite; neuronal cell body. Gene Ontology annotation, biological process: protein homooligomerization; action potential; potassium ion transmembrane transport. The annotation marks the transcript as partial. The record is from RefSeq and is a predicted model, not a curated record. The transcript has 2 exons. NCBI's taxonomy places the organism in Eukaryota, Metazoa, Chordata, Actinopteri, Cypriniformes, Cyprinidae. Gene Ontology annotation, molecular function: protein binding; delayed rectifier potassium channel activity.